This is a messenger RNA of [Torrubiella] hemipterigena, 2368 nucleotides long. The record is from the annotation of a GenBank genome assembly. Lineage: Eukaryota; Fungi; Ascomycota; Sordariomycetes; Hypocreales; Clavicipitaceae.
GCCCGCUCCCUCUAUGCGCCGCGUGCUAUGCGGUGGCUAAAGAAAUAGCAAUAAAAAUAUGGCAAUUUUAUUAUCCUCUGUAUCUUAUCGGUCGUGUAACCAAUUGACUCGCCCCCGCUACUAAGCACGCAGUAAGCCUGGUCUCUGCCAAGCGUCCUCCCCAAAAUCCCCUAACACGCUCAGGCCCACCAACGUGCUGCAGCAACUGGUCCCCCAUCGCCCUGCUGGUGCUGCUGCAGUGUGUUACUGCUGCCAACCUUCUCCGCCAACACCCCAACUUUUUUUUCCUUGCUCGCCCUUCUCCUCUUCCUUUUCUUCCUCCUUUCCCCCAUCCUCACUUUUUGUUUUCUCCUCCUCGAGUAUACAUUUCUCUCUGGUAUUUUUCCAGCUUCUGCCUGUGUUCGACGUAUCUUCUUCUACGUCAACCAUCUUUUGCUCCCCUCCGUCUCUUACAACCCGAUUUGUGAGAGCCUCCUCCGCUGCGUUAUCCUACCUACCGUUUCUCAGCUUCCCAACAUCUUUACAAUGGAGAACAUGGUUGUCGGCGUCAAGCGCCCUCGCUCCAACAGCAUUAUGGCUGCUACUGCCCAGGACCACCUUGAUGUUGGUGGCGGCAAGCUCGCCUGGCUCUCUUCCCUCGACACUGCCUACACCCCCGCACACACAUACCGCCGCUCAUCCAUCAUCUGCACCAUUGGCCCCAAGACCAACUCGGUCGAGGCCAUUAACUCUCUGCGCGAUGCCGGUCUCAACGUUGUCCGUAUGAACUUCUCUCACGGCUCGUAUGAGUACCACAAGUCCGUCAUUGACAACACCCGCGCGGCCGUCGCCUCGCACCCCGGCCGCCCCGUUGCCAUUGCCCUCGACACCAAGGGCCCCGAGAUCCGUACCGGUAACACUAAGGAUGAUGCUGAUCUUCCUAUCCCCGCUGGCAAGGUCAUGAACAUCACCACCGACGAGGCUUACGCUACUGCCUGCGACACUGAAAACAUGUACGUCGACUACAAGAACAUUACCAAGGUUAUCCAGCCCGGCCGCAUUAUUUACGUCGACGAUGGUGUCCUCGGCUUCGAUGUCCUGAGCAUCAAGGACGACAAGACCAUUGAGGUCCGCGCCCGCAACAACGGCUUCAUUUGCUCUCGCAAGGGUGUUAACUUGCCCAACACCGACGUCGAUCUCCCCGCUCUCUCCGAGAAGGACAAGGCCGACUUGCGCUUUGGUGUUGAGCAGGGUGUUGACAUGGUCUUCGCUUCCUUCAUCCGCAGCGGUCAGGACAUCCGCGACAUCCGCACUGUCCUCGGCCCUGAGGGUAAGGGUAUUCAGAUCAUUGCCAAGAUUGAGAACCGUCAGGGUCUUAACAACUUCCGCGACAUUCUUGAGGAGACUGACGGUGUCAUGGUUGCCCGUGGUGAUCUCGGUAUUGAGAUUCCCGCUGCUGAGGUUUUCGCUGCCCAGAAGAAGCUCAUCGCUAUGUGCAACCUGGCUGGCAAGCCUGUCAUCUGCGCCACCCAGAUGCUUGAGUCUAUGAUCAAGAACCCGCGCCCUACCCGUGCCGAAAUCAGCGAUGUCGGUAACGCCAUCACCGACGGCGCCGACUGUGUCAUGUUGUCUGGCGAGACCGCCAAGGGUGCUUACCCCGUUGAGGCCGUCCGUGAGAUGCACGAGGCUUGUCUCAAGGCCGAGAACACCAUUGCGUACGUCUCCCACUUUGAGGAGCUUACCAGCCUCGUCAAGCGCCCUGUCAGCACCGUCGAGUCUUGCGCCAUGGCUGCUGUUCGUGCCUCUCUUGAUCUUGGCGCUGGUGGUAUCAUUGUGCUCUCCACCUCUGGCGAGUCUGCUCGUCUCCUGUCCAAGUACCGCCCUGUUUGCCCCAUCUUCAUGGUCACUCGCAACCCCACCACCUCUCGCUUCGCCCAUCUGUACCGUGGUGUCUACCCCUUCCUGUUUGACGAGGCCAAGCCCGACUUCAACCAGGUCAACUGGCAGGAGAACGUCGAUCUGCGCAUCAAGUGGGCUGUCAUGCAGGCUCUUGAGAUGAAGACUCUUACUCCCGGAGACACCGUUGUCGUUGUCCAGGGCUGGAAGGGCGGUAUGGGCAACACCAACACCCUCCGCAUUGUCCGCGCCGACCCCGAGCACCUCGGUCUCGGUCAGCUGUAAUCGAAAAGAACGAAAAUAUAAUACACCGCCGGAGGUACAUAAUGGGAUGGAUUAGGGCGUUUGCUAUCACAUGAAUGAUUUUAUUUGUAGGAUCGUGUUUGGAGAACCAGUCACACUAGUUUUUACUGGCAGAAGAGAAGAAUGAUGACGAAAAUGACGAUGGACUUUGCGUAGAAAAUAAAUCAGAUUAGUAACGAUGAUUUCUUUU